AUGUUGCUGCCGGGCACGCCUCAGACAAAGAUCCAGCAGCUGGUGCAGAACCUGAUGCAGCCUCACCUUUGCAGCCUAUGCAAGCAACAGCACAAGAUGCGGUCGAUUCAGCGACUCCAUCUGCGGCGACCGAGCCCGUGCAAUCACCAAGGCCGGUCAUCAACUGGAGGGAAGCCUUUUCCAAGGCACAAGAUCGGUGGGACGUGGUGGAGGACGGGGCGCGGUGUUACUACCACCACUCGGACAAGGGCCUCUUCUUCGAGUGGGACCAGCAGACUGGAGUCUUGUUCCAGUAUUUCUUCGGCACUGGCGAAGCAAGAAGUGUUCCUGUCGGUGACGACCUGCCCGAGCGCGGUCCGAUCUGGUCCAGCGAGUGUCCAGACACACAUGCGGAGGUUUGGGAGGCCGAGCUCGGGCUUGGAGCCCCUAAAACAUAUUGUAGGGGGACGUGAGGCGCGCGUGCACGCAGACAGUGACUAA
Symbiodinium sp. CCMP2592 is the source of this 480-nucleotide messenger RNA. The record is from the annotation of a GenBank genome assembly. Lineage: Eukaryota; Dinophyceae; Suessiales; Symbiodiniaceae.